AUGACCGAUAACCACUUGACCCUGUUCUGUCUUGUUGAUGGAGAGGCUACCUCCAACGCGUUUCCUGCCGAGAUUGAGUCAAUCACGACAAUCGGUGACCUCAAGAAGCUCAUCAAGGCUGAGCAGAGUCCUGACUUUGACGACAAUGUUGCAAACAAGCUCACCCUCUGGCGCGUUUUCAUCCCCGAGGUCAAGCAAUCCUCCACCAUCACGGUUGAUGCUCUCGAUGAUAAGACAGAAUUGGACAAACCAAGGACUCCACUCUCUGAACUCUUUCGCGAAAUUCCUGAAGACAACACCUACGUCAUUGUCCAGCGACCCCCACUAGGUCACCUCCAUGCUGACAUCAAAAACACCACGGAUAAGUUCUUUGCACCUGGACCAAUUGCCAACUUUCUCGACGCGUUUGUGAAAGGCGAAGGGGCGCUACCCAUUACAUCAGGAGCCAUUCAUGGUUUGCCAAGGGCGUGGCGUCGCGGAUUCGGAAAAGCACCAGAAACGGAAACCCGACCCAGCCUGCUGUUCAUGGACCUUCUUGACCCGUCCACACCUGAUUCGGAAUCAAGGAAUCUCUCAGCUGGAUCUAUUCUCGACAUGGUCAAGGAAUAUAAUCGAUAUCACAUUCUUCAGUGUUCGGCGUCUCUGACCCGUGCUGUCAUCAAGCUCCUGUCUCAGCACUGGGGUUUCUACUUCAGCGCUGCCGAUGACGACUGGGGAUCCGACAUGAUGACACUUUAUGGUUCCGUCCGCGAUCACUUGAAGGAUCUCCAGGCAUCCUACACCGUCGUGGAUCUCAAGGCCAACAACGCCUAUGCUCGGAAGAUAACUCUUUUGCUGUUUCUCUCUUGGCUUCUCGUCUUCAAGCACUGCUUGAGCGUCCUCGGUGACAGCGAGACAUUUGCCAGUGCUCGGUGGGCUCUCCUGCAGGUGUGCCCUCAUGUGCUGUUCCGUGACAUUUUCAACGCGCUGUUCCUCAAGUUACUUGAUCUUCAACAUCACGGCUUGAACCCUCUCUCGCUGCUAAUCCGCAACGUGUACGAGGAUGCGAAGGGACUCCUUGUCGAGCGCGGAUGUCUACCAAAGAUCAAGGAUGACACCAGACUCCUAGUCAUCAACGAUGAGGCACAGUUCCUUGGUGACCAGUUCAAUGGCUCUUUCCAGUCGAAAUCCUCUUCGGAGGACUCUUUACGACCGCUGCUGUCCCUAAUCCUACACGCGUUUCGAGACAUCGGUCAGCAUCAGCUCACGCUUGUCACCUGUGGCACUGGCUUGAGCAUCAAUACCCUUUUCUGGGUUCAGAGCUCUGGCUCAGGCCUUAAGGAUAGCUCAACCAACCUUGAGUGCUUUGAGUUUCCAGGGUGGAUAGGUCUCGAAUCGAUCAAGGCGUACGUUUCUCGAGUGCGGAGGUGCCUGCUGAAUGACGAAUCAAGGCGGGUCCUUGGCGAGAGUCUUCCGCAGGAUGCACUCGACAUGCUGUUCGACAAGUUUGUGGACCGCUAUCGACCAGCCAUCGUUCCCGAGAAAAUCGUGGAGCACAGCGAGCAUGGCUCAUGGAAGGCACCCAUCGAGGGCACGGAAGACAAGCUCGUUGCAUGGGAGCACAGGACCAUCAAAGGCAAUCUCUGCCGCGAACUCGACCACCUUGACCAAAAGCACAAAGACGCGCGCCAUGACAAGUCUGCGGUGGAGAACUACUUCACCGCGACGGACCCAGGUUUUCAAACGGCUCUCAAGGAGUUGAUGGAUCGGACGGACGCAGCCGCUCAGGGAAACAUCUUUGGACGGUACAUGAUGACCGUUUUCAGCGAGACAUUCAAAUCGCGACGUCUCUCUGAUUGA
Molecule: messenger RNA, 1839 nt
Organism: Linnemannia hyalina
Lineage: Eukaryota; Fungi; Mortierellomycota; Mortierellomycetes; Mortierellales; Mortierellaceae
Source: the annotation of a GenBank genome assembly